Molecule: messenger RNA, 2141 nt
Organism: Tyto alba (common barn owl)
Lineage: Eukaryota; Metazoa; Chordata; Aves; Strigiformes; Tytonidae
Gene: ANKRD22
Product: ankyrin repeat domain 22
Exons: 6
Coding region: 557-1132 (191 amino acids)
Molecular function (GO): protein binding
Source: RefSeq, a predicted model, not a curated record
AUACUGGGAACACUCGUUAAAGGUGUGGGAUCUAGUUGCUUCUCUUUUCCCAGUAGGCGUCUUGAGGUGUUCCUGCAGAGGGGCUGGAAUAUGUUUUAGUCAGAAGUAGCUUGGGUGGCAAACUAGCCAUAGUUACUUGUUUCAAGUUUCAGGUUUCAUGCUUUUUUUUUAAUUUUUCACCCUCCCUUUCUUCACUUGUGAAACUGCCUUCCUCUCUCUUUCCCUCCUCUCCUCCUCAGCCUGUUUUGCUACUUUCCUUUUUAGGUGACUGGAGGCUGUUAUUGCAAAAAUGACAAAAGAAAAUGCUUCUGUGUUGCAACUUGUUCUGUCAGUUUCCUGUGAGCUGCUAUUCUCACAUUUAUCUCCUUGGGUUUGGUUCUGAAGACAAUUGUUUUAUUCUACCAAGUAGAAAGCACUUAAAGGAAAUGUAGCUUAAGAAAGAGUGAUACUUUUAAGUUAAAUAUUAACCAGAUUCAAACAAGCUCAAGAGCAUUUCGAGUGAGGUUAACUUGUUGGGCUGGUGAACAAGAACGAACUCAAGCAGUGAAGAAUAGUCAUGGGGAUACUCUAUUCUGAGCCUAUUUGUCAGGCAGCUUAUAAUAACAAUUUCAAUGAAGUUCAACUCCUUCUGGAGCACAACAGCAACUAUCUCAACAUCCAGGACAGCUUCGGUGGAGAUACCCCCUUAAUUUGUGCAUGUAAACAGGGAAACAACAGGAUAGUUAGCUAUCUUCUAAAAAGAAAUGCUGAUGUCAACCUUAGAAACAAGAAGGAUCGUACUUGUCUGCAUUAUGCUGUGAGAAAACGAUUUACCUUCCUUGACUAUGUGCUCAUCAUAAUCCUUAUGCCAGUUAUGCUUAUUGGAUAUCUUCUCAUGGUCUCAAAGACUAAACAGAAUGAAAACCUGAUCAGGAUGUUGCUUAGAGCUGGAGCUGAUGUUAAUGCUACAGACUUUUGUGGUAGCACAGCCCUUCACUAUGCUUGUGAAAUGAAAAACCAGGCAGUCAUUCCUUUACUGCUUGAGGCUCACGCAGACAUUUCUGUAAAGAAUCAGGCUGGGGAGACUCCUUUAGAUAUAGCAAGAAGGCUGCAGUUCUACAACAUUGAAAACAUGCUAAGGAAAACGUCCUAGUCAUCAAGGAGUCUUGAAAAUGCAGAAAAUUACCUCAGCUGUCAAUCUGUCUUGCACAGCAGCAGGAGUCCUGCAGAAGGUUGAGGGCUGUUACUUGAUAAAGACUUGGUCCAACUCCACUGUUCCUUGCUGCAGACUUUGACUGUUUUGUGUGAGAUUUGUCAGUACCCCCAAGGCCGUGUAGGCUGAAAGGAGUUAAUCUGAUUUUGAUAAGCCAUGAAUGAUUAUGUGUUCAAAAUAUUGCCCUUCCCAUCUGCUUCCCCAGUUUUAUUACUUAACUUACACAGACUGUGGAUUUUGAAAGCUAGCUAUAAUAUUUCUGAAAGCCUAAACAUUGCACAUGAUGGUUGGCAGUCAAUGCAAAAAUCAAAUAUCCUUUGGAGUGUAUGUUAUUUGUUCUGUAGGGGAUACACUUGACAACCAAACAACAUGCCACAGCAAUUUAUACAGUCUGGUACCCUUCCUCUUAGUAUUUCUCUUCCUACAGUGGGAGUGACUGGGAAAACAGAUCUCAGCUUGACACUUCUUUCUUCCAUCCCUGCUACAAGUUUCACACACCCCAAUUCUCACUAUGUUGCUACUAGGGAAGCAUUAUCUUUGUUGUUUCUUAUAUGAGAAAGAAAAGAGAUUCAAUGAGUUACUGGAGACAAAGAAAGCGAAUUCCUAGGUUGCUUAAUGCAUUAAGAAAUAAUAAUGAAAACAUGUUUAGUGCAGUAGAGAACCAAGUCUCUUAACUACUUUUCCAAUAUAAACAGUGUGCUAAAGUAAAAAAAUCAGUAAAUGAAAUGCUGAUGGGAAUCAGUUGUAUCCUUCCCAUGGGACUGGACAGGAUAGCCUGCGUUUCAGAAUGGUGCAUGCAACAGGGGAUGCAUGUACCAAAAUAAUAAUAAAUUAAUGACUCUUGCAUAGGUGAAGACAGAAGAAAACCUGCAGUGGUAAGCAAUGUAUUAAUGUGCCCUGGUGCUUUGUGAUUUAAUAAUGCAGCAAUAAAGGGGAAUCUCCUUUCAAA